Microplitis mediator is the source of this 4801-nucleotide messenger RNA. RefSeq names its product protein dispatched. The transcript is spliced from 7 exons. Lineage: Eukaryota; Metazoa; Arthropoda; Insecta; Hymenoptera; Braconidae. The coding region runs from base 291 to 3713 and encodes 1140 amino acids. The record is from RefSeq and is a predicted model, not a curated record. Gene Ontology annotation, cellular component: membrane.
ACCUACAGUACUCAGUCAGUUAACAGCCCAAAGUAGUGUACGCGGUUUACGUGUUUAGCAUUACACUUAAACAGUUUAUAGUUUAUAGUACUCGUAUAAAUUUUUAUUACAUUAGUUAUGACAUUUUAAACACUCAUUUUUUUUUGUAUAGAUUUUUUAUUUUAAAUCGACAGAAAAUUUUUAUUGAUAUUUAAAUUUUAUUAUUAUUAAUUAAUAAUUAAAUAAAUAAAUUUAUUUUUUUAUAGUGAUUUUUUUUAAAUGAGUGAAUAAAAAUAAUUGAUAAAUAAAUAAUGGAAAUUUUGUGGUUUUCUCGAGUUGUUGCCCAUCAUCCCUAUGCAAUAUUAUCAGCAGUAUUUGUGUUGUCAUCGACAUGUUUGAUUGUUCCAUUGGCAACAAAUAAUUUUCCUGAUUUUUCAAACCCGGAAUUGGGAUUUGAAGCACGUGGUACAGCAUUAGCACAAAGAUUAACUGCUUGGUAUAAUUUAAUGAGAGCAACUGGUGCUCGUGGUCAACUUAUUGAUAAUCCUAUUGAAUAUUAUAAUUAUUUAUUACAGCCAACUAAGCAGAAUACAACAGAUUUAUUCAACGGUACCAGAACAAUAGCCGGUAUACUCCGGAAGAAGCCGAAAAAUAAAAACAAGAAGAAAAAAUACAAUAAACUAACAAACGAAACAAGUACGGGUGAAAGUAAAGACCAAUGGGACGAAUUGCUUAGACUGAAAAACAAUAAAAAUCGACCGGCACACAUCCACGACCCAGUGGAAAACAAUAACGAAGAAUUUUUCUGCCACGUCCCCAGCUCCUCUUACGCCCGGGUUGUCAUCGGUUCGGACAACAAAGAUAAGAAUUUAUGGUCACUGGAGGGCGUCUUGGCUCAGUGUCACAUCGACGCGAUGCUAAGAGCGAAUCCUGAAUUUCCAAAUCUUUGCGAGCUUCGUUCUGUUCGAAAUCCCGACAGUAAAAUAUGCUGCCGCAGCUGGUCUCCGGCGAACUACGUUGCGUUUUUGUCAAACCGGACUUCAUGUUUGGGUGUAACUGACACCGACUUAAGUAGAAUUGAAAAUUUAUUGAAACGCUGCGCUUAUUAUUAUCGGAACCGUCAUUUGACUGCUGAUUGUUCUGAAGAUUUUAAUUGUCAGAAACAAGUCCCCGCAGAAUGUUACAAACACAACAAUGCGCCUUAUCAUUUACUCCAUUAUCUAUUGGAUUCUGACUUCAUGUCAUCAGACGUAAUUAAAAAUAACACGAAUGCAACACUUGGAGCCGCGAUGUUAUUUUUGCCAAUAGCUGCUAGUUCAGCGUCACUGAAAUUUUACAAGAACAUCGCAAUUGACGGUCUAACAUACGGCAAUUUUCGGGUAGUGGCAAUGGAGUUGGGUUUAAAAAGCACAUUAUUUGACCGUCUACUCGUUUCUGAUUCGUCAUUUUUAUUAUCUGGCUUUGCGUUUGUUACUAUUUGUAUCUGGGCUUACACAAGUUCAAUUAUUCUCACGUUAUCAGCAAUAAUGGCCGUUAUUUUUAGUCUCGGUAUUUCCUACGCUAUUUAUACUCUGGUCAUAAGAAUCAAUUUUUUUCCUUUUAUGAAUUUAUUGGCGAUCGUUGUUGCCGUUGGAAUUGGUGCAGAUGACGCAUUUAUAUUUUGCAAAAUAUGGGAAGAAAACAAACAAGAAAAAAUAUCAAAUGGCGGCAUGACGAAAUUAGUACAAAAAACGUUAGUUCACGCAGUACCGUCGAUGCUCGUGACAUCACUGACUACAGCUGUCGCAUUUUUUGCAUCAAUUGUCAGUAAUGUUACGGCAAUAAAUUGUUUUAGUUUGUUUUCAGGAAUGACAGUGAUAGCAAAUUUUUUCCUUAUGGUAACAUGGCUGCCAGCAAGUGUCGUCGUAUCUGAGCACUGUCACAUCGUAAUUUUAUCACCAGCAAAUUUUAUGGUGCGAAAAAUAAUACGUCCAUUGAAAAUAACAAUGGAUAAAGUGUCAAUAGGCUUCAGUAAUACGUUGUCACGUAUAGUUAUCGGACUACGCUGGCUAUGGCUGCCAAUUUUCGGUGCCUUAGCACUAGCCGGUGGUAUGAUUGUAUUUAGUUACCCUGGUUUGCGUUUGCCAGAUUCACCAAACUUCCAAUUAUUCGACAGUUCACAUCAAUUUGAACGAUACGAUUUGCAGUACGCUCGAAAAUUUUGGUUUGAAAAACGUGAAUCGGGUGAAGGAGAAGGAUUAUUGCCACUGCGGUUCGUCUGGGGGAUAAAACCAGUAGACAAUGGCAAUUAUUUAGACCCAUAUUCCCGCGGGGAGCUUGAAUUCGACGAGACAUUCGACAUAUCCGACCAAAAAUCCCAAGUAUGGUUACACAAAUUCUGUAAAAAUUUACGAGCUCAGCCUUUUUAUCACAACACCGAGGGUCCAAUGUUGUCCAACUGCUUCAUCGAGUCAUUCCGAACAUGGAUGACCAGACGCUGCGAGGAUGUAAUCGAUCCCCAAUUAAGUCGAGCUCCUUGUUGUGAAGCCAGUCCUUAUCCUUACAAGCCUCAGGUGCUGCGACGGUGCGUUGCCGAAGCAAGCGCGGAUCUUUAUCGCACCCCGUCUUAUUUAUGGACACGUGGGGGGACAGUUGCAGGUGGGAUGAAGUAUUUGAAAGAUUCUGUUAAGCCUCCAGCUCAGUUACUUAGCAAUAAUAAUAACAGUAUUAGUAAUAGCAACAGUACAGCAUUAAAAAUGCCAUUGCCUAAAAUAAUGGCGUUAAUUGUCGAAUAUGACAGUACAUACUCUUACAGUUUAUCGUUUUCUGAAAUGAACGAAUUUUUCAAAAAAGUAGAAAACUGGAUGCAGCAGCAGUUGAGUACAGCGCCGAGGGGAAUGAAAAACGGAUGGUUUGUAAGCCAGCUAGAAUUUUACGAACUGCAGCGGACACUUUAUGAAGGGACGCUUUGGGCGAUGGUCGUGUCAAUGAUUCUGGCACUCGUCGUGCUGGCGCUGGUGACACUGAACCCCCUAGUGAGUCUCUACGCCAUUUUAACGAUCGGCGGUGCCAUUUUGACAACAGUCGCGGCGCUUGUUCUGCUGGGAUGGAGACUAAAUGUCCUGGAAAGCGUGACAGUAUCGACGGCAAUCGGACUGGCAGUUGACUUUAGUCUUCAUUACAGCGUAAGCUAUCGAGCUUGCAAGUCGGACAAAAAAGCUGACCGCGUCAAAAGGGUUCUCGAGCAAAUGGGAGGCCCGACGCUGAUGGCCGCCGCUACCAGCGGAGUCUCGGGGGCCCUUAUGUUGCCUUCUCAUGUGCUGGCUUACAUACAGAUCGCGAUAUUUUUACUUUUGAUAAUGGGGGUCAGUUGGCUGUACGCAACAUUUUUUCUGUGCCCACUGCUGGCAGUUCUUGGCCCCUCGCCGGAGUUCGCUCAGUUUCACUACGCGAGGUUGAGAAAAUUUUUUCCGGGUUUUCGGGGCGACGGGGGAGCUGACAGAAAAGAGGAUGCAAGUGACAGCGCGGGUAACAGCAGCUGCAGGAGCAGCAAAGUUGACUGGCGGAAAAAAAACAAAUCUGGGUGCAUGCUGUCCGAGUCAAAUUUGAGCACCUCGAGUACUGUCUGUCAGUUGCAUUAUCCGGACAUAGAAAUACGUCUUCCGGCUUCAGAGUCUUCAUUGCCAUCACCUUCCUCACCUUUACUAUAUCUUGAUUCCAAUCAGACUGAUUCUAUUAAUAGUAGACGUAAAUAAAUUUAUUUUUAUUGUAAUUGUAAUUUAAAUGUGAUGGUUGUGUUUUAAGCAUUGGACUCUAGUCUACUGACUUAAAGGUGCUAUUUUUAUUUUUUAUACUAAUUUAUUUUUUAUUGUAAGUAGAAGGAGAAGUAGAAUGGAAAUAUUGACAAGUUUAUGAUAACUACAAAGUUUUAAUAGACUCUAGUUUUUUUUUCUUUGCAAAAUGGAGUAGACUCAAAAAUAAAGUGAAAGUUUUAUGUAAAAAAAAAAUUCCUAUGGACAAAAAAAAAACAAAUAAAAAAUUUCCAUGGAAAAUUAUCACGGGAUAUUAUUGCUGGGAAAUUAUCGUCUGGGAAAAUAAUAACGGCCUUCCGAAAUAUAUUCGAGUAAAAAAAAAUACUGAGCCAUAAACAAUAAAUUUAAAAAAUUAUUUAUUUAAUUAAAUAUGAAACUUAAUAGAAAGUUAUUUAACGUUAAUUUUUUUUCACGAUUUUAAAAAUAAAAUAAAAUAUUUCGAGGAUUUUACACUGGAAAAAAUUUGCGGAGUGGUAGUUUAUUUUGAUAUUAAAACUCCAAAUCGGAGUAAAAAAAACCGAGUACUUUGAAAUCACUCCUAAAAAGACAAACUCUCUGAUUACUCCGUAUGCCGAGUGAUUUUUUUUUUACUCCGAAACUCCAAGUGAAUUCGGAUUUAAAUAAAAUCCGUAAUCACUCCCAAUUUUUCGCAGUAUUAAGCCUCAAAUGCUCCAUUUUGCUUGACAAUUUUUCAACCAAUUCCCUAAGCUCGUAAUAAGAAAAUCUAUAAUUUAAAUGUAGAUUUUAUUAAAAGUAUUUAUUAUUUAAAUAAAAAAAAAUAAAUUUAAAGACUCAAUAAAUGAAUUUAUUAUUUUUAAAUAAAUAAUUAAGUUUUUGAAAUUAUAAAUAAUAUUAAUUAGUUAAUAAUAAUUGUUUAUAUAUAAAAAGGCUGUAACGAUUGUGAUUAUGAAUUUAUAAAUGAUAAUUCUAAUGACAAUUAAUUAUAAUUAAUAUUAAGUAAAUAAAAAUAAUUAUCGGUGUUACAUGUGGGGUUGAGUAAAAAAAAUAAAUCAGUAUUUAAUCAUGCGGAA